This is a messenger RNA of Arvicola amphibius (Eurasian water vole), 2868 nucleotides long. It is a transcript of the gene Clcc1, whose product is annotated as chloride channel CLIC like 1. Lineage: Eukaryota; Metazoa; Chordata; Mammalia; Rodentia; Cricetidae. Gene Ontology annotation, cellular component: endoplasmic reticulum; membrane. Gene Ontology annotation, molecular function: chloride channel activity. The transcript has 11 exons. The record is from RefSeq and is a predicted model, not a curated record. Bases 147 to 1646 code for a protein of 499 amino acids.
GCCGCGGGCCGAGCGAGUCGAUGAGUCGGUGCUGGAGCAGAGCGCGAGCGCGCGGCGUCUGAGGUCGGGCGGGUCGGCGUCUUCCGCGUCCGGGCUGGCAGCGGUCGCUGUGGGGAGGCAGGCGGACGCCCUCGAACCUAUUCAGGAUGCUGUGUCUGCUGCUCCUUUGUGAAUGUCUUUUGCUGAUAACUAGUCAUGCUCAUGAUGAUGACUGGAUUGACCCCACAGAUAUGCUUAAUUAUGACGCUGCUUCAGGAACCAUGAGAAAGUCUCAGAUGAAAUAUGAUACAUCCGAGAAAAAGGAAGCUAUCCCUGACUUGUCAAAUGCCGAGGAGUUAUCAGACUGCUUGCACAGACUGGAUUCUUUAACUCACAAGGUGGAUGUUUGUGAGAAGAAGAAAAUGAAAGAUUAUGAAAGUCAAAGCAACCCUGUGUUUAGGAGAUACCUAAAUAAGAUUUUAAUUGAAGCCGGCAAGCUUGGACUUCCUGAUGAAAACAAAGCUGAUGUGCAUUAUGAUGCUGAGAUUAUCCUUACAAGACAAACACUAUUGGAGAUACAGAAGUUCCUCAGUGGAGAGGAGUUGAAGCCAGGAGCCUUGGAUGACGCAUUAAGUGAUAUUUUAAUCAAUUUUAAGUGCCAUGAUUCAGAAGCAUGGAAGUGGCGAUUUGAAGACUCUUUUGGAGUGGAUGCAUAUAAUGCAUUUAUGGUACUCUUGUGUCUGCUCUGCAUUGUGCUCUUGGUGGCUACAGAACUGUGGACAUAUAUUCGCUGGUACACACAGUUGAGACGCAUUUGUAUUAUCAUUUUUCUCUUCAGUGUGGGAUGGAAUUGGGUAUAUCUAUAUAAGGUAGCUUUUGCUGAGCAUCAGGCUAGCGUUGCCAAGAUGGCGCCAUUGAACAAUGUGUGUGCUGAGAAGAUGGACUGGACCGGAAGUCUCUGGGAAUGGUUUAGAAGUUCAUGGACCUAUAAGGAUGACUCGUGCCAAAAGUACUAUGAGCUCUUACUAAUCAACCCUAUUUUGUUGGUUCCGCCAACAAAGGCUCUGGCAGUUACAUUCACUAACUUCGUAACAGAACCAUUAAAGCACAUUGGAAAAGGAACUGGUGAAUUCAUUAAAGCACUCAUGAAGGAGAUUCCAGUGUUACUGCAGAUUCCGGUGCUGGUGAUUAUGGCAUUGGCUGUUCUGAGCUUCUGCUACGGUGCUGGAAAGUCAGUUCCUAUGCUGAGACACUUGGGUGGUCCUGAAAGAGAACCUCCCCAGGCACUCGAGCCAGCCGACAGACGGCAGCAGAAGCAACUUGACUGUAGACUCCAUGGUGGAGCAGGUGAUGCAGAUUUCUGUUACAGGGGCCACGCUGGCUCCAUCGAGCAAGGCCCUUAUGACAAGAUGCAUGUGUGUAACAGAGAUGGUUUGAGACAGAGACACGUUGAUAUGAGAUUUCACACUGGCAACAAGAGCCCUGAAGUGCUCCGGGCAUAUGAUUUACCUGACACAGAGGCACAAGAGCAUCCAGAAGUGGUACCCAGCGUAAGUCAGCAACUGUGUAUUCUGCUGCCUGUUCACUCUAGGCCCAAGAGCUCCUUACAGAUGUGUUGGUCUUUACCCCGUCAGCUCGGUCACCAGUCCAGCAUCCUCAGAAGAUGAGAUUUACUUAUGUUAAAUACCAUUUAACUGUAUUCGUUACAACAGGUGGUAUUUCCUGUGAAAUCAACAAGCGAUUCUGACUGGAAUUUCUGCUUUUGACAUGAUCAGAGAGGGUCUCCCAGAGGGCCUAAGUGUGCUGGCUGUAGAGCUCUGAUGGCCCAGCCUGGGAGAGAGGGCUGGGCAGGGAUCAGAAGCCCUCCCUGCUUUCCCUUUCUCUUAACAGAAUCCCUAUUGAUACUAUAGUAUAGAAGAAAGUAGUAGCACGGUUGGCUGGACUGGACGUUUUAUCUGCAAGAUGAUGAGUUCUUCAGCAGUCCUGGGUAUUGAACCUGGGCUCUCACAUGCUAAGCCACUGAACUACAUUUUUGGCAUUACUGUUGGUGUUUUUAAAGGGCCAUUUCUAUUUCUGCCCACGAUAGGAAUUGGUAUUGUCAUUUGUAAUGUUUGAGUUUCAACUAGAAACUGUUGAAAAAGCUGUAAGUACAAGAGACUCUGGAAAUAACAGGAAUAGCAUUGGGUUCUUCUACGGAUGUUAAUGUAGCUAAAUACCCUGAGACUGUCCCUUCUGACUUUUAUAGCUGUUAUCACCUGCCACUCAUUCUAAAGCCCCUCUAGUGAUGUCCCAGCUGGCAGGGAAAGCCAUCCACCACAGUGGUUCUGGGAACUCCCUGCUCUGCCAUGCCCACAUGUAACCCCUUACCAAUCAUUUCCUGCUCUCUCUGCUCAUUGAACCUUGGUGACAGGGUCUUGUUUUUGUUGUUCAGUUUAAAAUGCUGUGCACAUACUCUUCAGCGUUUACUCAUGUCAUCUUAAUCUGCCAUCUGAUCAUAAUCCGUCUAGCACCAACCUCAUUUUUUUCUAUGUAGCCUGUACUUCAAAUGUCAUACUCUUGUACGCCAGAUGGUUCAGCCCCACCCAAGUGUGGGUUCCUAUGGGAGCAGAUUUUGUUUUGCUUCUUCUUUAUUCCCAGCACCUAGAACUUAAAACAGGCUCACAUGAGAUUAUUCUCACCAGGCAGGAGGAGACAUCGUUACUGGUAGCCAACCCUUUAGACCUCCUAAGCAGGGUCUGUAGACUACCUACAAGACCUUAAGUGUCCCCAUCCUUCCAUGUACAGUUCUGUAAGGCUUAACUGCUUCAGUUAUGAUGCAGCUCAAGAAUCGGGAUUUUAAAAUGUUUGGAGCACACUACAAUAGAUUUGGAUAAGAACUGGCAAUGAAUU